AUGAACUACGAACAGACUAAACGCUUCUUACUGACAAGCCUGCGUCGCGCGGAUGCCUCGAAUGACCUCGAGAAGGCCAAAACUGCCAUCUUGGCCGACCUGAAGGAACUGCACAUCAAGAAGCAGAAGCCCGAACAACCCUCUGCCGCUGCGUCUGCAUCAGCCCCAACAACUGCGGCUGCCGGAGCGUCUUCGAGUAGUACGACCGACCAAGAUGUCAAGGACAUUCUCGACUACGCUCUCCAGCAACGCCACGACAAGGGCGAGGGUAGCGGUGGCGGUAGCAAGAUGGAAGUCGAGGGAACGCCUGCCGCAACAACUCGCAAGUACGAAGACGUCGGGUUGCUGAUCGAUAUCGCGCUGUGGCUUGGGCGCGAGAAGGUGAUCGAGUCUGCGGCACCGCUGGAGUUGGUGCGCGAUUUCUUCCUGUCCCAUACGAUCGAGGAAUGCCAGCAGUUCUUUGCGCUGCUCGAGGAUCGCGCCGAUCAGCUCUCUCGGGCCAUCAUCGGGGAUUCGCGCGCCAACAAUACCCUCCUGCGAGCGCUCUCCGAGGUCCGUAAGCGGCUCUCCCGCACGAACGACCUCGUCUUUGCCGGUCGCAUCCUGAUGUUCAUGGCCUACGCGUUCCCCCUCUCCGACAAGUCAGGCGUCAAUCUCAAGGGUGAAGCGAAUGUGGCCAACGUCACCACAAUGGACAAGGAGCCCAGUCCAGCCCUCGAAGAAACCCCCGAGGACAUACGAGAUCUGCAGGCACUUCUGCAAAAGGAGGAGCGCGGUCGCAUGGUGUCGCUCGAGGAAUGGCUUGAGCCCGUCAUUGAGGAGAUGGAUCCCGAGGCUGCCAUCGAGUCCCAGUACAAGAAGAUCAACACGGACAAGAUCUACGUGUGGCGGGCAAAACGUUUGACCUUCAAGCGCAGUCUCGAGUACUUUUGCACGCUUGCCAAACAGGACGCUACUCUCGAGGACGUGGCCAAGCAACUCCUUGCCAACAAGGGAACUUCAACAGAAGAUGGGAUGGUACUGGAGGAUCGUGAGGAAAAACGCGACGCCGAUGUGGAUGAUGUAGAAGACAAGGAGAGCGUCGUCAAAAUCGAAGCCAAGCACAGUGAAGAUCAGGAAGGAGACCAACUUGUCAGCGAGCCCGACAGUCAUGACGACGACAGCAAGCCGCCCACGAAGACUACCCUGGAGGCAGGCGAAGUACCGACACCCCAGGUCGAAGAGGAGGAAGGAGACGACGAAAAGGAAAGUGAGGUGGGUGAGAAGCGGAAGGAGAUGCCCGCCUCGCCACUGAAGGCACGCGAUGAUGCCUCGUCCCCAGCGGUGAAGAAGAGACGAGUUGCGAACAGCCCACUUCUCGUGACGACACCUGGUGAGGCCAAACCUACAACACCAGAGUGA
Molecule: messenger RNA, 1401 nt
Organism: Acanthamoeba castellanii str. Neff
Lineage: Eukaryota; Discosea; Longamoebia; Acanthamoebidae
Exons: 7
Coding region: 1-1401 (466 amino acids)
Biological process (GO): mRNA export from nucleus; regulation of DNA-templated transcription elongation
Cellular component (GO): THO complex part of transcription export complex
Source: RefSeq, a predicted model, not a curated record